Messenger RNA from Camelus dromedarius (Arabian camel), 3030 nucleotides. It is a transcript of the gene PPP3R1, whose product is annotated as protein phosphatase 3 regulatory subunit B, alpha. The coding region runs from base 447 to 959 and encodes 170 amino acids. Gene Ontology annotation, cellular component: calcineurin complex. Gene Ontology annotation, biological process: calcineurin-mediated signaling; protein dephosphorylation. The record is from RefSeq and is a predicted model, not a curated record. The transcript has 6 exons. Gene Ontology annotation, molecular function: calcium ion binding; phosphatase binding; calcium-dependent protein serine/threonine phosphatase regulator activity. NCBI's taxonomy places the organism in Eukaryota, Metazoa, Chordata, Mammalia, Artiodactyla, Camelidae.
UUUCCCCUCCCUCUCCCGCCCUCCCCCUUUUUCGUGCCUUGAGGUUGCGGGUCAGCGCGAGCCACUGCAGUGAGUCCGUCACGGCUCCAGCGCGGGCGCGAGCGCGAGGCUGCAGCCCCCGAGCCGCCUGGCCUCCUCUCCCCUUUCUCCUCGCCUCUCUGUCUGUCCCCCUCCUCGCCGUCUCUCCUCCCGCGCUCUCCGUCUCUGAAUCUCAACCUUAAUUUCUCUCCUGCCCGCCCGCUCCCGCCUGCCCCGUCACCCGGCCGUCGCGGUCCCCGCGGCGCCGCCUCCCCUCCCCCAGCCCGCACCCCCUCCCCCGCGGGCGUCCCGAGGGCCGCAGCCGCCCCAGCCCAGCGUAGCCCGGCCGCCGCCGCUGCUUCCUGCGGGAGCCCGUCUCAGCGCCGACACUCUCCUCCGCGCGAGCGAGCCGCCGACCGCCCAGCAAAAUGGGAAAUGAGGCGAGUUAUCCUUUGGAAAUGUGCUCACACUUUGACGCUGAUGAAAUUAAAAGGCUAGGAAAGAGAUUUAAGAAGCUCGAUUUGGACAAUUCUGGGUCUUUGAGUGUGGAAGAGUUCAUGUCUCUGCCUGAAUUACAACAAAAUCCCCUAGUACAGCGAGUAAUAGAUAUAUUCGACACAGACGGGAAUGGAGAAGUAGACUUUAAAGAGUUCAUUGAGGGAGUCUCUCAAUUCAGUGUCAAAGGAGAUAAAGAACAGAAGUUGAGGUUUGCUUUCCGUAUCUAUGACAUGGAUAAAGAUGGCUAUAUUUCCAAUGGGGAACUCUUCCAGGUGCUGAAGAUGAUGGUGGGGAACAACCUGAAAGACACACAGUUACAGCAGAUCGUAGACAAAACCAUAAUAAAUGCAGAUAAGGAUGGAGAUGGAAGAAUAUCCUUUGAAGAAUUCUGUGCUGUUGUAGGCGGCCUAGACAUCCACAAAAAGAUGGUGGUAGACGUGUGACUCUUCUUUAAAGAGUACCGCCCAACACUUUUGCUUUCUUCUCCAUCUCUGAAGAUCUGCUCAAGACGUCCAGCAAUGCUCUCUGUGUAUUUAAAUGGAAGUAUUUUUCUCUGUGAAGCCACAUUUUCCAACAUGAGCCUCAUAAAGCCAACUAAGUGUUAUUGAACUCUUACCCUCUCAAUAACUCAGUGUAGCACUGUAAGGUCUGAAGGACAGCACCAUGAAAGGAGCAUAUCAAUAUGGUGAAGAAAGGGAAGGGGUUGGCUUUUUAAUUUAUUUUUCUUCAUCUUUUAUAACAAGAAAGUAUCUAUAUAUACAUAUGUAAAUAUUUAUAUAUAGAUAUAUGUAGCUUUCUAUAUGUGUAGUAGGUUGGCUUUAAUUUAAUAUACUUGAUUCAGAAACAAAACGAUAGAGUACAGAAGUGCCAAGCAGAACAUCAGACACCCUUACUUUUAUUUCACACCGUUUUGUGUGUAGGUGGAAGACUGUACAAUGUGAGCCGGGGGUCAGGCCAGCUGAUUUCUUUCUCCUGCGCUUUCUCCUUUGAGAGAUUGACAAAGCAUUUGUUACCAUCUUAUCAUUUACCUUGAUGACUUUUUUGUAACCGAGGAGUGUGUAGCUUUAUUUAUACCUGCGGCAUCCUCCCCGGGACUGGGCCUCGCCCCGAGCGGCUGUCACCGCGUCUCUGCUGGGGGAGGGCGUGUGGCCGGCGUCGCCGCCGGGAGCCCGCUCCUGUCCGCUCCCAGCGUGGCUGCGCGGAGCGUGCGGCCGCUUCAUCCUGUCACUUCACGGCUAGGAGCCAUCACAUGCUUAGAUGUCCCCGAGUGAGCGUAGCUUAGUUGUGAUUUUAUUCGUAAAGGACAGAAGCUGUCCGAGGCAAUCCUGAUUUAUCUUAGACAACAACUUAAUAAGAGUUCCUGAAGUAAUCAUGGAACUGCUUAGGAUGUCUGUUUAUUUGUUUCAUUACAUGGAUGGCAAAUUGUCAUUAAGCUUACGUUUGAGCCAGAAAUUUCCCUUCUGUGUUUCAAGAGACUGCAGCUAAUCUGAAAAACUGGUGAUACUUACCGUGCAUGUGUCUCCGUUCACCCACAUAUGCUUAAGGCUUGCGGGAGAAACCUUAGUAAUCUGUAUCCCACAAAAGAGCAAAAUUAUGCCCGAACUGAUCCCUCUUACAUUUCUUUACCACAAGGCAUAGGGAGAGUGCAUGGGGGUUUUCUUGAUUUGCCCGCAUAUGUAACAGGUGACAUCAUAAAUGUGUGUGACAUAAAAGUAGUGAGCCGUGCUCCACCUCUUGGUACCAUCCCUUCCCUCUUCUGCAAAGGUACUGUUGGCUGGAAGACGACAUUCUGGUUAGCUUUGUAGGACUGUAGUCUUUCCCUGUAGACUUUUCUAGGAAACUGGUUUUCUCAUCACGAGUGGGGAAGGGCAGGUCGGAUCAAGGUGAAAGAAUGUCACCCUGGGCACACCCGCCUGCCCGCGCUGUUCCUUCAACUGAGUGCUGCACGCCGUGGGCUCUGUCUGGGAGAGAAGUCCCGGUGCUUGGUGUCCUUGCAUGACAUGGAGUUUUGCAUGUAGAUCGAUUUCAAAUGUACCUCUUGUUUACAUAAUUUGCAUAAUUUUAAAACAUAAUGUUGCCAAACUUUGGAAAUGUUCAUGUUCAGACUGAAAAUCUCCACUACACGUAACUUUCUUCCUCUGGAUCAGUACGUGGCUUAUAACCCCAGCCAGUGGUUUGAUCUGUUCCAGUGUCAACUGCCAUGUGCUCUGCUUCAAGGGGGGACUAGUCUUUUGUGAAUUUUUUGUACAUAAGUAUUUGUUACAAAUAUUUUAGCAAAUGCUUUCUAUUUCUCUUGCUUGUGCAUAUCUUGGCUGGCGUUACAGAAAAAUAGUGCAAACAUUAUUUCCUUACUGGGGAAUGGGGUUUUCUUUCUUUUUUUAGCGUGUGUGGGUGGGUGGGGGAGGGAUGGUUUAUGUUGAAUGUUUAGUUUUUCUUCUGCAUGAAACAUCAUGUUGUGGGAUCUUUAGAAAACUUCAUACUAUAUGAAUAAGAAAAUAAAAUAUUUGAAACUUG